AUGUCCAGGAAGAAGACUCCCAAGAGCAAGGGGGCCAGCGCGCCCCCCGCCUCGGUGCUCCCCGCCGCCAACGGACCCCGGGCGGCGCGCCCCGGCACUGCGCGCCUCGGCCCCCCGGGGCCGCCCAACGGGCCCCCGCCGCCCGGCCGGCCCUCCCUGGGCGGCGGUGGCGAUUUCUACGACGUCGCCUUCAAGGUCAUGCUGGUGGGGGACUCGGGCGUGGGGAAGACCUGCCUGCUGGUGCGAUUCAAGGAUGGGGCGUUCCUAGCAGGGACCUUCAUCUCCACCGUGGGCAUCGACUUCCGGAAUAAAGUUCUGGACGUGGAUGGCAUGAAGGUGAAGCUGCAGAUCUGGGACACAGCUGGCCAGGAGCGGUUCCGCAGCGUCACCCACGCCUACUAUCGUGACGCACACGCACUGCUACUGCUCUAUGAUGUCACCAACAAGGCUUCCUUUGACAACAUCCAGGCCUGGCUGACCGAGAUCCAAGAGUAUGCCCAGCGCGAUGUGGUGCUCAUGCUGCUAGGCAACAAGGUGGAUUCUGCCCAGGAGCGUGUGGUGAAGAGGGAGGACGGGGAGAAGCUGGCCAAGGAGUAUGGGCUGCCUUUCAUGGAGACCAGCGCCAAGAUGGGCCUCAACGUGGAUUUGGCCUUCACAGCGAUAGCAAAGGAGCUGAAGCAGCGCUCCACAAAGAGCACCAGCGACCUCCACUUCCAGCUGCAUGACUAUGUCAAGAGGGAGGGCCGCAGGGCCUCCUGCUGCAGACCCUGA
Messenger RNA from Pipistrellus nathusii (Nathusius's pipistrelle), 771 nucleotides. NCBI's taxonomy places the organism in Eukaryota, Metazoa, Chordata, Mammalia, Chiroptera, Vespertilionidae. The record is from the annotation of a GenBank genome assembly.